CAUACCCGAAGAUAGGCCCAUUCCAAUGCCCCUCUUUAUAAAACAUCACAAAAACCCUAAUUUUGAUAAACACUCUUCCAACCUUAGUUUCAGCUGCGAGCGAGUGCCUCAGAAAAUCGAAAAUGCCGUUCAAGAGGUUUGUUGAGAUCGGAAGAGUUGCACUUGUCAACUAUGGCCCAGAUUAUGGCAAGCUCGUUGUCAUCGUUGAUGUUAUCGACCAAACUAGGGCUCUUGUUGAUGCACCUGACAUGGAGAGAGUCCCAAUCAAUUUCAAGAGGCUUUCUCUAACUGAUAUCAAGAUUGAUAUCAAGAGGGUUCCUAAGAAGAAGGAUCUCGUCAAAGCCAUGGAAGCUGCAGAUGUGAAGAACAAGUGGGAGAAGAGCUCCUGGGGAAGGAAAUUGAUUGUUAAGAAGAGGAGGGCUGCCCUUAACGAUUUUGAUAGGUUCAAGAUUAUGUUGGCAAAGAUUAAGAGGGCUGGUGUUGUUAGGCAAGAACUUGCUAAGCUGAGGAAGACCGCAGCUUAGGCAUUCCUUCAUGAUACAAUUUUCAAAUUUUGUUGUUGAUUUCCUUCUAUUUAGUACAACUUGGAUGUUUGAGUGUUUUUUAUCACCAAGACAGUUAGUUAAAUGUUUGAUCCUAAGAUAUUUGUGUUACGAGAUUUAUGUUGGUACUCAGUUUUCCAUUUUUGCUUUUGAUUGCAUAUUUUUUAAUGUCGGUCUUUUGAUAAUAUAUAAUCAAGCAAGCAAGAGCUAGAGGUUUUAUUGUUA
This is a messenger RNA of Medicago truncatula (barrel medic), 767 nucleotides long. RefSeq names its product probable 60S ribosomal protein L14. The transcript has 5 exons. The record is from RefSeq and is a predicted model, not a curated record. Bases 123 to 524 code for a protein of 133 amino acids. Gene Ontology annotation, molecular function: structural constituent of ribosome; RNA binding. Lineage: Eukaryota; Viridiplantae; Streptophyta; Magnoliopsida; Fabales; Fabaceae. Gene Ontology annotation, cellular component: ribosome; cytosolic large ribosomal subunit. Gene Ontology annotation, biological process: ribosomal large subunit biogenesis; translation.